AAAAAUCUUGAAGGCUACUACGUGCUAGGUAAUUUCACAUACUUUAUUGGAGAAAACAAAAUUUUUCAGAGCUUGUUUCCUGACGCAGUCACACAGUGAACUAGCGGCAAAUCCAAACUGUACUUUGGGCCAAGAUAACCCUAAACCCGUUCAUUUUCCUCAAUCCCACCAGAAAUCACCCUAAAGAGGAGGGAGAUUUAUUUUUUUAAAAAACUGAAACGUCUGUAGGUCACAUUUAUUAUUUCCCAUUAAAAAUGAAAAAGUUUCUAUUAAAUCCAAUAAGGGGGAAAUGAAUAUUCCUUCAAUUUAGGUUUGUUCCUUUUAUGGAAUAAAAUAACGCGUUAGAUAAGUGUCACUGCUUUUUAGCCACUCAUACAUUACCAUUUGGAAUUAUUUAGUAUUUACAACCCAAAGUUGAUUCUCUAAUCUAUUUCUCAUCUUUGUGUGAUAAUUUUACAAAAUGUCCUCUUCAUUUUUGAAGACAAAGAAACAUGAAACGUCCACGAUCAAAUGAUUCCCCGUGUUGUAUUAGACAAACCCGAAGCAAAGCCUCUGGCGGGCGCUGGAGAAGCCGCAGCUGCAGACACCGCGGCAGUCUCAAGACACCACUGAGUGACUGUCCGUUAAGCUGGAAGCGGAUGUGGCAUUUCAAAGGGGCACGAAAUGCAACUGGCUAGGAAGGAGGGAUUCCGCCGCAGGGCUGCUGCGUCCGCGGGACCGAGACGCCUAACCGGAAGAGCUAGCAGGAACGCCGGAUGCCGCUGGGAGGCGUCCGGAAGCGCGGCGGAGCGGGGGACUACAUUUCCCAUAAGCCCGCGGGGCAGGGCGAGGGGCGGGCGUCGGGGACAUUACCGGACAGGCCUUGCCCGGCAAUACCAAGGUAAAUGCCGGCGCCGCGGCUCCGAGGGAAGAGAAACUUACGAUCUGCGCCUAGAUUUUUACUAGAACCCUCCUAACCCAUCCCCCGAACUGACAAAAACGACUCUUCCAUCCGGGAGACUUUGGGAUUUCCGGGCCACAGGACUCCACCCCCCACAAUCUAGUCAGUCCCCCAACCAACGUUGGGCCUGGGGCACUUCCCAAAUGCCUAAGGACGCAGCGGGUUGCGCUAUUUCAUGCAGGCUCUUGGGAAAGCUGGUGCUGCUGCUGCCUGAUUCCCGCCGACAGACCUUGGGACCGGGGCCAACACUGGCAGCUGGAGAUGGCGGACACGAGAUCCGUGCACGAGACUAGGUUUGAGGCGGCCGUGAAGGUGAUCCAGAGUUUGCCGAAGAAUGGUUCAUUCCAGCCAACAAAUGAAAUGAUGCUUAAAUUUUAUAGCUUCUAUAAGCAGGCAACUGAAGGACCCUGUAAACUUUCAAGGCCUGGAUUUUGGGAUCCUAUUGGAAGAUAUAAAUGGGAUGCUUGGAGUUCACUGGGUGAUAUGACCAAAGAGGAAGCCAUGAUUGCAUAUGUUGAAGAAAUGAAAAAGAUUAUUGAAACUAUGCCAAUGACUGAGAAAGUUGAAGAAUUGCUGCGUGUCAUAGGUCCAUUUUAUGAAAUUGUCGAGGACAAAAAGAGUGGCAGGAGUUCUGAUAUAACCUCAGUCCGACUGGAGAAAAUCUCUAAAUGUUUAGAAGAUCUUGGUAAUGUUCUCACUUCUACUCCAAACGCCAAAACUGUUAAUGGUAAAGCUGAAAGCAGUGACAGUGGAGCCGAGUCUGAGGAAGAAGAGGCCCAAGAAGAAGUGAAAGGAGCAGAACAAAGUGAUAAUGGUAAGAAAAUGAUGAAGAAGUCAGCAGACCAUAAGAAUUUGGAAGUCAUUGUCACUAAUGGCUAUGAUAAAGAUGGCUUUGUUCAGGAUAUACAGAAUGACGUUCAUGCCAGUUCUUCCCUGAAUGGCAGAAGCACUGAAGAAGUAAAGCCUAUUGAUGAAAACUUGGGGCAAACUGGAAAAUCUGCUGUUUGCAUUCACCAAGAUAUAAAUGAUGAUCAUAUUGAAGAUGUUACAGGAAUUCAGCAUUUGACAAGCGAUUCAGACAGUGAAGUUUACUGUGAUUCUAUGGAACAAUUUGGACAAGAAGAGUCUUUAGACAGCUUUACGUCCAACAAUGGACCAUUUCAGUAUUACUUGGGUGGUCAUUCCAGUCAACCCGUGGAAAAUUCUGGAUUUCAUGAAGAUGUUCAAGUACCUCCUGGAAAUGGCAACAUUGGGAAUACGCAGGUGGUUGCAGUUGAAGGAAAAGGUGAAGUCAAGCAUGGAGGAGAAGACGGCAGGAAUAACAGCGGAGCACCAUACCGGGAGAAGCGAGGCGGAGAAAGUGACGAAUUCUCUAAUGUUAGAAGAGGAAGAGGACAUAGGAUGCAACACUUGAGCGAAGGAACCAAGGGCCGGCAGGUGGGAAGUGGAGGUGAUGGGGAGCGCUGGGGCUCCGACAGAGGGUCCCUAGGCAGCCUCAAUGAGCAGAUCGCCCUCGUGCUGAUGAGACUGCAGGAGGACAUGCAGAAUGUCCUUCAGAGACUGCAGAAACUGGAAACGCUGACUGCUUUGCAGGCAAAAUCGUCAACAUCAGCAUUGCAAACGACUCCUCAGCCCACCUCACAGAGACCAUCUUGGUGGCCCUUCGAGAUGUCUCCUGGUGUGCUAACGUUUGCCAUCAUAUGGCCUUUUAUUGCACAGUGGUUGGUGUAUUUAUACUAUCAAAGAAGGAGAAGAAAACUGAACUGAGGAAAAUGGUGUUUUCCUCAAGAAGACUACUGGAACUGGAUGACCUCAGAACGAACUGGAUUGUGGUGUUCACAAGAAAAUCUUAGUUUGUGAUGAUUACAUUGCUUUUUGUUGUCCAGUAGUUUAGUUUGUGUACAUAUAUACACAUAUAUAUUUUGCACUACACAAACGAUAACAUUUUAAGGACUAAUAUUGCUGAUACUUGAAUAAUCAAUCUCUACUAGGUUAUAAGUAGUAUAAACAGAUUUACCCUGCCCUUGAACUUGAAGGACAUUAAAUUAUUAAUGAUCAUUUGGUAACAUGUUUACCUGAUUAUCUUCCAUAGAGUAACAUAAGCUGCUUUUCAAAGGUACCAUUGUGAUAAGGAGAUCAAAUUUAUAAGUUAUUAUUUCUAAUUUUCUAAAUUAAAUAAAAGAAAGAAGGCAAACCAGGAGUGAAUUUCAAAUGAGAUGUAAUCGACUUUAUAUCUUAGUCACGGAGUUGCCAUGCUACGUAGUAGAAAACCACAGGAAGAAUCGUCAUAUUCACUUUGUGGGCUGCCCAUAAUCUUUCUUGGGCAUUCACAACUCUUGAGUUUGGUGUUCAGGCACCAUUAUUAAAAAGUGGAGUCCUAUGUACCAGACUGAGUUUUUACAAAUGAUUUGCAGACUAGACAUAACCCGCUGAUGGAAAUGGUGAAGAAUGAGCUUCAUAUAGGUUUAAAAGUGUAUUCUGAGCCUGUAGAUGAUUAAUAAGGUUUUUAUUCAAUCAUAUAAAUGUACUUCUUUGUAAUCAUUUUUGUUUAACUGAGGAUAUCUAGUGUCUGCUUCAUAGGGUGCUUUGAAAUAUAAAAUGAAAACUUAUUUAUACUGUUUUUACAACAGUCAAAAAGGAAACACAUGAAAAUCACUUUUCUGCAACUGAUGAACUAUACAGACUGGACUCUUAACCUCUUAGUGCCUCAGUUUUUCCUUCGGGGUAUACUAUUUUAGAUACACCUACUUCACAGAGUACUGGAGGGAUUUGCAAGCUAACGGGCCAAAUGCUUCCAUAGGAAUAAGGCAUGCCCAACUAACAGAAAUUUAAGUCCCUCUUCCCCACCUCUCUCAUCUAGACCAAAAAGAAGACUAUAAUUUAGGUCCUUGGAGACUUUUCCUGUAUGCCUUCCAAAACUUCCUGCCCACUUAGAUGUACCUUGUGCUUUGAAGAUUUCUUUGAUGCAGUCUUUGUAGCAAAUAAUUUUUUUUUAAAACGGAGUUUCUCUCUUGUUGCCCAGGCUGGAGGGCAAUGGCGCAAUCUCGGCUCACUGCAACCUCCACCUCCUGGGUUCAAGCAAUUCUCCUGCCUCAGUCUCCCGAGUAGCUGGGAUUACAGGCAUGCGCCACCAUGCCUGGCUAAUUUUAUAUUUUUAGUAGAGACGGGGUUUCUCCAUGUUGGUGAGGCUGAUCUCAAACUCCCAACCUCAGGUGAUCUGCCUGCCUCGGCCUCCCAAAGUGCUGGGAUUACAGGCAUGAGCCACUGCGCCUGGCCUGUAGCAAAUAAUUUUUAAGCAUUCUCAAGAUGUACGAUGUUGGGUUUAGCAUCAUAUGUUCAGAGUGUUUUAAAUAAGAAAUAAUCUGUCUUUAGUAUACAGGAUGGUUCUUUGUUUGCCUGAAAAGUAUAAGAAUACAAUUUACUUUUCCCAAACUCUUUUUUCCUUAUUUUUUUCUUUCAAAUAACUUUAAUUAUUUAAUCCCAUACUGAUUAAAAUAUGUCUGUCUAAAGGGAUCUACUACUUUUUAAAAACACUUUUUAAAAAGUGUUCCCUAUUUAUUUAGGAAAAAGUGAAGCAAGCAACUGAAUUUAUAUGUGACAAUAACAUUUAGACCUGUGGGUCAAAGUUUAUUUUCAAAAAUUAGAUAUCAAUUUGGCAUCAGUAAAAAGUGUCUUUUCUCUUAGUAUAUAAAUAAAAUGCAAAUUAAGAGUGUAAGCAGUUGUGAAUCAUUACAAGCAGUCUGGGAUAACUAACUCCUAGGGAUAACCAUUUCUAUCCUGUUCCAAAGUCUUAUUUUAUAGUUUGAAAAGCACUUUGCACACAGUUCUUGUAUAUAAAAGUAAAGAUGUAAUUAUAGGAUAUAGUGUUCCUGCUUUGUUUAAUAAGAACCUCAUUUAAACUUGACAGCUAUGGUAUUUUUUUAAUGAUAACUUCUUUUCUGUUUAUUGUAAAACUAAGUUAAAAAUAAAAGGUUAAUGAGAAAUGA
Nomascus leucogenys (northern white-cheeked gibbon) is the source of this 4926-nucleotide messenger RNA. It is a transcript of the gene ACBD5, whose product is annotated as acyl-CoA binding domain containing 5. Gene Ontology annotation, molecular function: fatty-acyl-CoA binding. Gene Ontology annotation, cellular component: peroxisome. Lineage: Eukaryota; Metazoa; Chordata; Mammalia; Primates; Hylobatidae. Bases 1202 to 2707 code for a protein of 501 amino acids. Gene Ontology annotation, biological process: autophagy of peroxisome; fatty acid metabolic process. The record is from RefSeq and is a predicted model, not a curated record. The transcript has 14 exons.